UAGAAAUUCAAACCGAGAUUUAUAAAAUUAAAGCCUGAAGCUAGAAAAUUGAGCAUACAUGGAGCAUUGAUGUCAUCUGUGGGUGGGGUUCAAAAAGCAUUUCUGUCUGAUUAAAUCUGUGAAGUGUGCUAAGACAAGAUGGCGUGUCUCUCAAGUCCGGUAUAAGCGCCUGAAGCUGAGCAAGAGGGACACACAGACAGACAAGAAGAAUUGUCUGUUCACACACACACUCUCCAAUAUCUUCUUCAAAGAUUCAAAGAGGAAAAAGACACCCAAUAAAUAAAGCUGCACUUCUCCGUUCCUGUCCUCUCCGGUUUGGCCGCUUCUCCCUCAGCUGGUUAGCUUGCCCUUUUCUCCCCCACGUCCCACCCUUCAACUUAUUUUGCACUGUAUGUGCUUGUUUUGGUGUUUUGUGUCCGGGCGUGGUUAACAUGUAUGCAUUUCACAUUUGUUUGCUUUUGGAGUUUUUCCAUUUCUCGUGCCUUUUUCUACCCUGUUUUCUGCGGAAUCAAGAAAAUUAGGGGAUUUAAUGGCAAUGGCUAACCUUAAGUUUUUAGCUUACGUUCAUGUUUUUGUACUUCAUUGAAGAAAAUGCCACGUUUUUCUUUGAAAUGGUUGUAUUCCUGAUGUGUAUGGUGGUUUGCGCUUUGGAUUUUAGUCUGGUAAUAGUAAGUGGUAGCUGAAAAUUUGUUGUCUUCCUGCACAUUGCAACUGGCUUUCUCCUACAGGUCAAACUCAGAUUCAGGCUCUGUGGUUGAAUCUGGCUAAAACGGGGGAGAAAGGGAAGAGGCUUUUAUGAGAUGAACAGCGAUCAACACAUGGAGAUGCAUUACAUAAAUACAAGUUUUCCUUAUUGUGUUCCAGAGAACUCCACAUACUACUUUGAUGGUUCUCAGGCCUAUUUGCAUUACCCAAAUUCUCAGCAAGUUCAUAAUGAGGAAACUACUUACUGGACCAUGAAUAUGAAUUGGUACAAAUUUGGAUUUUCUGGAAUGGAAAGUUCCUAUUACAACCCUUACGAGAGUAGUAACCAUUUAUCAACGAUGGGUCUCACUGAGCAGCAGGAUUUGAACUACCAUGUCAUGACGAAUGCUCAAGAACCUUUAGUGGACAUAGUAGAGUCAGCAUCAGAUGACAAUGCAGCCCCAAGUUUAGAUGCUAACCCCGAAGAUAGCAGUCCAGCACAGCAAGAUGGCUCUAAUGAUCAGGUCAUUUUGGAAGAUGAUAUUGAUCCUGACAACAUGACAUAUGAGGAGCUGCUGGAUUUAGGCGAGACAGUUGGAACGCAAAGUCGAGGUCUUCCCAAAGAACUGAUCGAUCUCCUUCCAACCUCUAAAUACAAGUGCAGUUGGAUUUUCUCCAAAAAACGAUGUGGGGAGAGAUGUGUCAUCUGUCAAAUGAAGUAUAAACGAGGAGACCGACAAAUGAACUUGCCAUGCAAACAUGUGUACCAUUCUGAUUGUGUCUCCAAGUGGCUGGGCAUUAACAAGACAUGCCCUGUUUGCAAUGCUGAGGUUUCUAUUGAUGACCAAACCCGCCGUUGAAGCAGAGAGAAUUCAAAAUUAGAGUGAUGAAAAUGCAAAGUGACCCAGUGCAUUAUAGGAAAAGACAUGCUAAACGGAGGAGUAUGCAUUGAUGAAAUGAAACAAGGCAUGGAAGUACUAUUAGGACAGCCAAAGUAGAGCAUUAAUACUAGUGUUUAUUGUUGCAAUAGUUUUAUGUCUCCUUUUAAAGGUUGGAUUGGUAUUUUUUGCUCUUUCUGCUUACAUAGUGCGGAGUAGUUAGUUUGUAGUAGUAGUGAUUUUUCCUUGAAAGUAAAUGCAUUUUAAAACAUGUGACCUGGGAAUGAAAAUCUUGUAGAGCAGUGUUGAAGUAUUUAUUCAAGAUCUCUUUCUUUUUCCCAAG
Molecule: messenger RNA, 1905 nt
Organism: Cuscuta epithymum
Lineage: Eukaryota; Viridiplantae; Streptophyta; Magnoliopsida; Solanales; Convolvulaceae
Source: the annotation of a GenBank genome assembly